Molecule: messenger RNA, 240 nt
Organism: Diaporthe batatas
Lineage: Eukaryota; Fungi; Ascomycota; Sordariomycetes; Diaporthales; Diaporthaceae
Exons: 2
Coding region: 1-240 (79 amino acids)
Source: RefSeq, a predicted model, not a curated record
AUGCAGUUCUCAAUCGCCACCGUCGCCUUCUUCGUCAACCUCGCCCUGGCCGUGGCCGUCCCCGAGACUGGUUCUGCCGGUAUGGUCCAGAAGCUCGACACCAGGGAUGUCUCCGACGCCCUGAUCUUCGGGCGGUCAUUCCCAUGCGCCUCCAACGACCCGACCACCUGCUGUGCUUGCCGUGGUGGAUUCGGAACCUGCAUCAACGGCGUUUGCAGCUGCAAUGGAGGCGACUGCUAG